Molecule: messenger RNA, 647 nt
Organism: Rhizophagus irregularis DAOM 181602=DAOM 197198
Lineage: Eukaryota; Fungi; Glomeromycota; Glomeromycetes; Glomerales; Glomeraceae
Source: RefSeq, a predicted model, not a curated record
AAUUCAUAAAGCUAUCUGGCCAGAUGGACCUAUUUAUAGUUGGAAUUUUGACAAGCAACAAUGGAAUAGGCAAACAGAUUAUGAGGUCAUUCUUAAAUCACUUAAUAAUUCAUCAAGUUUAAAUACUAAAUUUUUAGAUGAGUGGAAAUAUCAUUAUAAUUGUCAGAAAAAAUCAUUUUCAAAAUUUAUUCAAUUCUUUGGAAUUACCCAAGAUCCAAAUAAUUUAAAUUAUAUAAUAGUAAUGAGUUAUGCAAAAAAAGGAAGUUUGAGAAAAUGUUUACCUGAUAUAAUUAAGUUCAAAUGGCAAGACAAGUUAAAAUUACUGAAAAAUAUUAUAUUAGGACUUAAAGUAAUUCAUGAAUCAAAUUUAACUCAUGGUGAUUUUCAUGAUGGUAAUAUUUUAAUCUCAAAUAAUUGCAAUGAAUCGUUUAUUAUUGAUUUAGGAUUAUCUAAACCUAUAAGCGAUUUACAAGAUUCUGAUAAUAAAGCUAAUGAAAUUUAUGGAGUUUUACCUUAUAUGGCGCCUGAAAUAUUAAGAAAACAACCCUAUACUCCAGCAAGUGAUAUUUAUAGUUGUUCAAUGAUAAUGUGGGAAUUUACAUCGGGUAUUCCUCCAUUUAAUCAUGAAGCACAUGACCAUCACCUUA